Adineta ricciae is the source of this 2460-nucleotide messenger RNA. NCBI's taxonomy places the organism in Eukaryota, Metazoa, Rotifera, Eurotatoria, Adinetida, Adinetidae. The record is from the annotation of a GenBank genome assembly.
AUGUCAGAACAGGAAAAAAAGCAGACCGACGUACGAGAUAUGGCUAAUCAACACAUUCAGGCACGUGGAGCGAAAGAAUAUGUUGUUUUGAUUCCGUUACAAAAAACGUCGACGCUUAAUACAGUGCUUAUUGAAAGACGGAAAGUCACAGAUAUAACCGAUAAGAAUAUUCUUCAUAUUGGUAGCGGACGAAAUGUCGAUUUUAUCAUCUACAAAAAUUCGCAGCCAGCUCAACGCGAUAAUGGACCUGCACAGUUUUCUUCUCAAUUCAAAGUCUUCAUGACUGAUCAACAGACAGCAGAAUACCAUCAAGAGAAUCGUACUCUGCGUCUCUGGUCAUAUCCAUCAACACAAAAUGAAUGCCUGUCCGAUGCACAUAAGUUUAUUCGUACGUUGUUAAAAUCGGAUGAAUUUCCUCGCGAUUAUUUUUCUUUUAUUAAACGACUCAUGGAGCUGUUGCGUCAGUUUACAAGUAUCCGAAAGCUUGAAUUAGAAAUUCAAACACUGAACCAGCCGGAUCUCGACAUCAACGAUCAUCCAGUUGACCAAUAUGUCUCACGUUUGAUGCUCUAUGAUAAUGAUUAUCUUUCCGAAAUGCAUGGAAAGAAUCCAAAACGAUAUGCUGAUUUAAUUAAAGAAAAAUUAUUGGAUUUACUUGAACAAGCAUUUCCCAAUCCGAUGUUCGUCAAUGACUUGGUGAAAUACGUUGAAUGUGAUGGUCAAACAGUUCUUCAAUAUCUUCUUGAAUUAGAAGAUAAAAAUCUCGUUAAGCAUCUUGAUCAAGAUGGGCAACAAUGGACACGUGUGAUCAUCGCGGCCGAAGAAGAAGAUACUCAUAAAGUGAUCUUGUACAAAUCGAUUGCUGAACUAUCGAGCUCGUUUCGACCAACGAUUGCCAUUAUAACUGUAAAUUAUUUUGAAAAAUUAGCAGUCGAUGCAAUGAUUGAAAAUAAAGUCACUUUCGUUCGGCACAAAGCAGGUGAAUCAAACGUUUAUACAAUCGGCACGAUUGGUUCACAUCAUGUUGUUUCAACAAAAUUACCGUUAAUUGGCCGUAGUCGAACUGCACAAAUCUCUACUGGAAGUACAACUACUCGAUUAUUGGGAACAUUUCAACAUGUACAACAUGUGUUUAUUAUCGGUUGUGCUGGCGGUGUUCCACACUAUACAGAUGUAACAAAACAUGUUCGACGCGGAGAUAUUAUUGUUGGCUAUCCUAAUGAAGAAGAUUAUAUUUACGGUAUCUAUGAAGCUGAACAGUCGUCUGAAGGUUAUGAAUUUGUCUCGACAUGCUACAAACCGAAAAGUUUUCAAUUGUAUCAGCUUAUGGAACCGAUUAAAGAAAACUAUGAACAAACAAAUGCGACUCGACCGUUGACACACAAAUAUCCUUGGGAGAAAUUUCUCGAAGAAGGUAUUCAGUAUUUACUCUCCCAUAAUAUUGAUUGUUUACCACCGGCAACCGAUCGUCUUCACCUUAAAAUGGAUAAUGGUGAAAUUGUCGAAGUAAAACAUCCCGAUCAAGGUAAAAAAGAUUAUCAUCGACCUACGAUACGCUUCGGUAUGAUUGCUGGUGGAAAGAAUCUUCUAACUAAUGAUUAUUUGAAAACAACAUUAUGCGAUCGAUGUAAUGUUUUAUGUUUCGACUCCGAAAUUGAUCAAGUGAUCGCGGCUAUCCAAGGCAAUCGAACUGAAUCGUUCAUGAUCAUCCGUGGUGUGUCCGAUUAUCACGAUGGAACAUUAAACAAAGAAUGGCAACCAUUUUCCGCAUUAUCUGAUGAUCGACAACGCCUGUCGGUCGCAUUGGAUGCUGGUUAUGUCUCGAUAGCAUCCGUGCCGGUUGAACAAUUGACGAAAACGUUUGGUUUACAUGGAAGAAGACUAACCUGUGUUGUUGGUGCAAUUCUGACUUUAUUUUUAGUUAGUUUUCUCAAUUUUACGUGUCUUCUAUGGUUUUUGUAUAAACUCGAUUGGUCAUUGUUCGAUAGUAGUCGCUCGAAAACUGUUCAGUAUAAUCAAAUUCAUGAUCAGAUAACCUUCUUCAAACAAGUAACUUGCAAAGAUCUCGUUUAUACCAAUCGGUCAGAUCAUUCAACUUGGAUAGAUAUUUCUUCAGAUAAACACAUUGAUAUAUCAGGUGAUCAGAAUUCCAUAUUGUUUGACGAAGAUCAAAUCUUAUUCAAUACUGAUAAUUUCCAUUUUAAUAAUCAAUCACUAAUUGAUUUUGCAAAUCUUCAAUCUUAUGAAUUCGAUCCCGAAAUUGAAACUCGUGUGCAUUUAAAACGACUGAAAUGUGAAUACAUACACGACAAACACAUGAAUGUGUCCGCGACAAAUCAGUUGACAAAGCCAAUCGAUACAAUCGUCAUUCGGUUCUUCGUUUUAACAAUAAGAACGAGAAGUACGCUUCUCGCCAACAAAAAGCUUCAACUGGGAAUCUACGCUUUCGAAGUGAUGUGA